UCAUCCAAACUGCCACCAUUUUCAAUCUUCAUUUCUCGCUCUGUCCCUCCGUUUACACACACCCACCCACCCACCCACACACACACAAUACGAGCUCCAUUUCUAUCGUUAAUCUCACUUCAAGCAAUUUCUUGAUUUCGCAAUUCAAUCCCUAAUUUAUCCGAACAUUUUCAAUCCGCUUAAUUGAAAAAUCACCCUCUCCAUUUUCAUCAGUUAGGGUUUUGUUGUCAAAUAGAGAAUCUAAAUCCCAAAUUCGAUUAAUUUUGUACCUAUUGGGGAUUAAUAUCGGGGCAUGAAAUUAGGGUUUUUGAUGAACAUCCGUUGUUGUAAUUAAACAACAAAAUAUGAUAAAACAGACUGUGAGAUCCAAAAUGCCGAAUAUCAAACGUUGCGAAUUGAAAGAAGAAGCAGCAGCUGAAAGUGAAGAAUUUUACUAUAGUUAUUCAGAUGCAGAUUGUUUACCUGGUUCUUACUAUACCAAUACUAUUAUUUAUGAUAACAAUAAUACUCAGUUUUUAGAUUUUAGUACUAAUAAUAAUGGUGAUAAUUCUUGGCAUUGGAGUAAUCGGUAUAUCGAUAGGGAAUCGGUAUCAAAGAAACCCAAGUUGUUGAGUAGUGAUAACGUGGAUAGAUGUAAGAAGGAUUUGAAAGGGGCUAAUGGCCUUCAAGAUUUUCUUGCUGGUGAUAUUGUUUGGGCCAAAUGCUCGAAUAGGUAUCCCGCUUGGCCCGCUAUUGUCAUUGAUCCGAUUCAUGAAGCUCCUAAAGCUGUAUUGAAUGCUUGUGUUCCUGGUACUGUUUGUGUUAUGUUUUAUGGGUAUUCGAAGAAAGGCCAAAGGGAUUAUGCAUGGGUGAAGGAUGGAAUGAUAUUUCCGUUUUUGGAGUGUAUGGAAAGUUUUCAGGGACAGACUCAGUUAUAUGGCUGCAAGCCUGAUGAUUUUCGUGCGGCAAUAGAAGAGGCUUAUGAAAAUAGCUAUUUGAAUUCAAGCUAUGUGGACAAGGAAGAAUAUCCUACCACAACUGAUUUUUUUGAGGUCCCUGUGACUUUUGUUUCGGAUCAGCAUUACGUGUCUUACAACUCUUAUUACAACUAUAAGCAGGAAGAAUGUUCUACCGAACCCGAUCUUUUUGAGGUCCCGGUGGCUAUUGUUUCGGAGCUGCAUCCAGAGUCUUAUCACCGCAAGCAGAGUGGCUAUAUUAAGAAGGAAAAACAACCUUGUGGUGGCUGUGGUUUGUUAUUUCGCUCUAAAGCACUGAAGAAAGUCUAUGGAAUAACCUAUCAACAGGAGGCUUUGUGCGAACAUUGUUUAAAGUUACGAAAAUCAAAACAAUAUUGUGGCAUUUGCAAGAAAAUCUGGCAUCAUUCUGACGGCGGAGAUUGGAUAUUGUGUGAUGGCUGUAACGUUUGGGUACAUGCAGAAUGUGCCAAUAUUUCCAGCAAAAUUUUUAAGGAUCUGGAGGAGAUGGACUAUUACUGCCCAGAAUGCAGAGGAGAAGUAACGGUUGAGCAACUAGUUGUAGAUAAUUUGGAAUCAGACCUCAGAUUUACUGAGAAUAUCAAUUGGAGUAUAUUGCCUGACAAAAUAAGUGUCAUUUGUACUGGCAUGGAAGGGAUAUAUUAUCCAAAAUUUAAUCUAGUCGAAUGUAAGUGUGGUUCAUGUGGAUCAAGAAAACUACCCCCCAGUGAUUGGGAACGCCAUACUGGCUCCAACGCAAAUAACUGGAAGACUAGCAUCAAAGUCAAGGGUUCUAUGGUAACACUGGAGAAAACGCUUUCUGGGCAUAAUGUUACUAAUGAUAUGGUUGCCUCUGCUUUACCUUUCGAUGAAAAACAGUUGUACUCAUUUCUUCAAGAGAAGUAUGAGCCCGUUUAUGCAAAGUGGACAACAGAACGAUGUGCUAUAUGUAGAUGGGAUGAGGAUUACGACGUUAAUGCAAUUAUUAUCUGCAACAGAUGUCAAAUAGCUGUUCAUCAAGAAUGUUAUGGCGCGAGAGAUAUCCAUGAUUUUACAUCAUGGGUUUGUAGAGCAUGUGAAACGCCAGAGGUUAAAAGAGAGUGUUGCCUCUGCCCUAUUAAAGGCGGUGCUUUGAAGCCAACUGAUAUCGAAAAUUUGUGGGUUCAUGUUAUCUGUGCAUGGUUCCGGCCCGAAGUUUCUUUCUUAAGUGAUGAAAAAAUGGAGCCUGCAACUGGAAUUUUUAGGAUUCCACCUGAUUCUUUUGAGAAGACAUGCGUCAUCUGCAAGCAGGUUCACGGUUCUUGCAUUCAGUGUUGCAAGUGCACCACUUACUUUCAUGCAAUGUGUGCUUCAAGGGCCGGGUACUGUGUGGAGUUGCAUUCAUCAGAGAAGGAUGGGGUAUAUAACAUUAGAUGGACUCCAUACUGUGCCGUUCACAGAACCCCAGCAGAUACUGGCAUUGUCAUCAGGACGUCUUCCGAGGUCUUUUGUGCAAAAAGUUUUCUUGAAAAGCAGAAUCAAAAACAGAGUUUUAGGAGUUCAAGACUUUCAUUGUCUACCAAAUUGGAACUCUCUGAUCCAUCAAUGGCAGAUAAUGAUGAGCCUGAACCACUCUCUGCUGCCAGGUGUCGCAUUUACAAAAAAUCAAGUACCAAGAAUGGUGCAAAGGAGGGUAUAUUUCAUCGGUUAAUGAGGCCAAUCCAGCAUUCCAUUGAUGCAAUAGAUAGUUUAAACUCACACAAGGAAGUUCAAGAUUUGAAUAGUUUCUCUACAUUCAAGGAAAGACUUGAUGCUUUACAGAGGACAGAAAAACAUCGUGUCUGCUUUGGAAAAUCCGCAAUACAUGGAUGGGGUCUCUUUGCACGACGAAAGAUUCAAGAAGGAGAAAUGGUCCUUGAAUAUCACGGUGAGCAGGUGAGGGGCAGUGUUGCCGAUAUGAGGGAGUUGCGCUAUCAAUCCGAAGGCAAGGAUUGUUAUCUCUUUAAGAUCAGUGAUGACGUUGUAAUUGAUGCCACAAAUAAAGGGAAUAUAGCGCGAUUGAUCAAUCAUUCGUGCAUGCCGAACUGCUACGCUAGGAUAUUGAGUAUGGGUGCAGAUGAGAGUCGGAUAGUUCUAAUAGCCAAAACCGAUGUAGCAGCGGGCGAUGAAUUGACGUAUGACUACAAAUUUGACCAAGAUGAACAGGAUGAACUUAAAGUUCCUUGCUUAUGUAGAGCUCCCAAUUGUCGACAUUUCUUGAAUUAAACAAGCACCACCCACAGGACAACAUUUAUUAACUUCUACAUUUUUGUACAAUAGAGCGUACACCCUCUUCUCGAGGCAUCAAAAGUUGAAUUUACAGAAUGUAAAGCAUCUACGAGGCAUUAGAAGGUGUAAGUCCUAUUGAAUGUAUAGAUCUUACUGCCUCUUUUUCUUUGUUAUUAGAUGAACAAACAUCAGAGAAAUAUGUUUUAUGUAAAUAAUGAUGCCAGUUCUUGAGCUUCUCUACAAGUUAUGCAAUAUGAAAACCUCCUAUUGGGGUAUUCAUGUCUCUUAAAAA
Molecule: messenger RNA, 3492 nt
Organism: Erigeron canadensis
Lineage: Eukaryota; Viridiplantae; Streptophyta; Magnoliopsida; Asterales; Asteraceae
Product: histone-lysine N-methyltransferase ATX5
Exons: 24
Coding region: 345-3197 (950 amino acids)
Biological process (GO): regulation of transcription by RNA polymerase II
Molecular function (GO): protein binding
Source: RefSeq, a predicted model, not a curated record